This is a messenger RNA of Manihot esculenta (cassava), 1229 nucleotides long. Its product is annotated as peroxidase N1. Gene Ontology annotation, biological process: response to oxidative stress; hydrogen peroxide catabolic process. Gene Ontology annotation, cellular component: plasmodesma; plant-type cell wall. NCBI's taxonomy places the organism in Eukaryota, Viridiplantae, Streptophyta, Magnoliopsida, Malpighiales, Euphorbiaceae. The transcript has 3 exons. Gene Ontology annotation, molecular function: heme binding; peroxidase activity. The record is from RefSeq and is a predicted model, not a curated record. The coding region runs from base 190 to 1155 and encodes 321 amino acids.
UACUCAUCCUCCAUUUAUGUCAACUUUAGUGGAAGACCCUCGGCUGCCUUUGCUUACUUCCCCUCUCUUUCUCUUGACUUUGGAUGCUUAUAAAUACUUCACUUCUCUUGUUCACAGCCAAAACAAACUCCAACAUCUCGUAGCUUCUAGCUCAAUAUCUACAUCAAAUUUUAAUCCUUUAUUUCAAUCAUGGGAAGAUGCAUUAUGUUAAUAUGUCUCUUUGUUGCUUUGCUUGCGACGUUGGUGCAAGGCCAACGCACUCGUGUUGGAUUCUAUUCUCGUACUUGUCCUACAGCUGAAUCUAUUGUAAAGUCUACAGUUGAUACACAUUUUAAGUCUAACCCAGCAGUUGCUGCUGGUUUGCUUAGGAUGCAUUUCCAUGAUUGCUUUGUUCAAGGAUGUGAUGCUUCUAUUCUUAUUGAUGGUUCCAACACUGAGAAAACUGCACUACCAAAUCUUGGAUUGAAAGGCUUUGAAGUUAUUGAUGAUGCCAAGACUCAGCUUGAAGCUGCAUGUCCUGGAAUUGUUUCUUGCGCUGAUAUUCUUGCACUUGCAGCUCGUGACUCUGUUGUUCUGACUGGUGGAAGAAGUUGGAGGGUGCCUACUGGACGUAGAGACGGUCGGGUGUCAUUGGUAUCUGAUACUGCUAAUUUGCCUGGCUUCACAGACUCCAUAGACAAACAAAAGCAAAAGUUCGCUGAAAAGGGUCUUAAUGCACAGGAUCUUGUCGCUCUAGUUGGAGGACACACAAUAGGGACUACAGCUUGCCAAUUCUUUAAUUAUAGACUUUAUAAUGCAAGCGGGAACGGAUCCGACCCAACAAUCAACGCCUCAUUUCUUCCCCAGCUACAAGCACUGUGUCCACAGAACGGCGACGGGACAAAGCGAGUCGCAUUAGAUACAGGCAGCGUGAACAAGUUUGAUGUAUCUUUCUUCAGCAACCUGAGAAAUGGGCGAGGCAUUCUUGAGUCCGAUCAGAAAUUGUGGACAGAUGCUUCCACCAGAACCUUGGUUCAACGAUUCAUGGGUGUUAGAGGCUUGGCUGCAUUGAAGUUCAAUGUUGAGUUCGGGAAGUCCAUGGUGAAGAUGAGUAACAUUGGAGUGAAGACAGGAUCUGAUGGUGAAAUUAGGAAAAAAUGUUCUGUAAUAAAUUGAUGAUGAUGAUGAUAUGAUUUUGUUGUAGUACUUUUUGUUAUCCAAGAAAAAGAAAUGGUGAUGUUGAAAACUCA